Messenger RNA from Penaeus monodon (black tiger shrimp), 549 nucleotides. RefSeq lists its product as uncharacterized. The transcript has 5 exons. The coding region runs from base 18 to 413 and encodes 131 amino acids. NCBI's taxonomy places the organism in Eukaryota, Metazoa, Arthropoda, Malacostraca, Decapoda, Penaeidae. The record is from RefSeq and is a predicted model, not a curated record.
GAACCUUCAAUUUCAAGAUGCUGCGUUGCCUUUUGUUCGCUUUCCUGUUUGCUGCGGCGACGUCCCAGCAGGUGGCUCCGUGCAGGUGCGGCGCCUUCAUCAGCGGCGACGCUGGCGACACCCUGCUGUAUGAGCUUCCCCCCAUUGAAGUGCACAGCUGCGACCAGAGCCAUCCUUGUCAGAACCGCUGCAUCCAGGAGUUCGAACUGAUGUCUGGAGGCGGCGACUUGGACUUCGUUACUUCCACCAACGCGACUGUUGGCGAGAUCUUGUGCGACGGAGCGGGGACGGCCGUCGCUUCCCAAAACGUGGACGCCUUCUACGAGCUGUGCGACGGCCCCUGGGAGGUGACCGGCAUCACGAGUCAGCAGCCUCUCUGCUGCACCGACGCCGCUGAGUACGUUCCCUGCUAGACGGGAACAGCAGGAGACGUGGAGUGACGUCUGGCACUGCAACUCUUCACGUUGCGCCAACAACCAGACUUAUCUAUUGAUAGCUACUUAUAUGAAAAGAAAAAGAAAAAAUGAAAUAAAAAUAUUAUUAGUUUUC